UGUGGCUUCCUGUUGUGGUGCAUGGCUCCAAGUCCUUCCAAUGGGGCAGAGUUUAUCUAUCAUCGAAUUAUCCGGCCUUUCUUCCUGAAGCAUGAAGCUCAGCUUGACAGCGUUGUUAAAGAUCUGACAGACAAGGCUGCAGAGACUGCAGAUACCAUUGCUAAAGAAG
Molecule: messenger RNA, 169 nt
Organism: Nestor notabilis (Kea)
Lineage: Eukaryota; Metazoa; Chordata; Aves; Psittaciformes; Psittacidae
Product: receptor expression-enhancing protein 5-like
Exons: 1
Source: RefSeq, a predicted model, not a curated record